GCAGCCUAAUGCUUCGGAAACUGCUUCCGGUUCGUGAGGGCCCUGGCUGCCGGGGGUCUGGUUAUCGGGGCGGUCUCUUAGAAGUGAGGAUUGUUUUAAACGUAUGUUAGAAAUAUGGCCGUAUCUCUCAUUAUUAAAUGGGGUGGGCAAGAAUUUUUAAUAACUACCUUGUCAGAAGAGGACACAGUGUUGGAUCUCAAGCAAUCACUCAAAGGACUUACAGGAGUGCUACCAGAACGCCAAAAACUUCUGGGACUUAAAGUAAAAGGCAAGCCAGCAGAAAAUGACGUGAAGCUUGGAUCAUUAAAAUUGAAACCAAAUACUAAAAUCAUGAUGAUGGGGACUCGUGAGGAAAGUUUGGAAGAUGUCCUCGGGCCACCUCCUGAUAAUGAAGAUGUAGUCAAUGAUUUUGAUAUUGAAGAGGAAGUUGUUGAAGUAGAAAAUCGGGAGGAGAAUCUGCUGAAAAUCUCCCGCAGAGUUAAGGAGUACAAAAUAGAAAUACUGAAUCCUCCAAGAGAAGGGAAGAAAUUGUUGGUCCUUGAUGUUGACUACACAUUGUUUGAUCACAGGUCAUGUGCAGAAACAGGAAUUGAGUUGAUGAGGCCCUACCUUCAUGAGUUUCUGACCUCUGCUUAUGAAGAUUAUGAUAUUGUGAUUUGGUCUGCGACUAAUAUGAAAUGGAUUGAAGCCAAAAUGAAAGAGCUGGGAGUAAGCACCAAUGCAAACUACAAGAUAACCUUCAUGUUGGAUAGUGCUGCCAUGAUAACUGUACACACCCCAAGGCGAGGCUUAAUUGAUGUGAAACCUCUAGGAGUUAUAUGGGGCAAAUUUUCAGAGUUUUACAACAAGAAAAAUACUAUUAUGUUUGAUGACAUUGGUCGAAAUUUUCUGAUGAACCCACAGAAUGGACUAAAGAUAAAACCCUUCAUGAAGGCACAUUUAAACAGAGAUAAAGAUAAAGAGCUUUUAAAACUUACUCAGUAUCUCAAGGAAAUAGCAAAAUUAGAUGACUUUUUGGAGUUGAACCACAAACACUGGGAAAGGUACCUCUCAAAGAAACAAGGACAGUAAUUUUAAUUUUGUGAUGCUGAAACCAAACAGAAGAUAGAGAUCUUUGAUCCUGUAUAAGCUAGAAUAAAGUAGUGCUGGACACUGACUUAAUCCACUUGAGUGACUCUUACACCUGGCCUUUUGGUUUGUACUGGUCUCUUUCGUGAAGAUCAGUGCUGACAAAAUAAAGGAAAAGUAAACUCGGAGAUAACCUUAUCUCUGAGACUAUGUAGAACAAUCUCCUUCUUACUGCUAUUGUAGUAUUGCCAAAAGUUUGAAGAUUGUAUUGUUUUUCAUGGGGUGGGGGAUAGAAAAUAAUUAUUCAGUCUAUCAGUACUGUAAAUCAAUUUCCAAAUUCUGAUCUUGACCAUGGAGCCAGUUUUUUUGUAUUCUCAGUUUGAGAAACAAGUACAUUUCAUGUUAUGGUAUUUAAGUUUAUGAAUUAUAAAUUGUCUGAUUAUGUAAUGGUUUGUUAAGUGUUCCUUUUGUGCAGGAAAGCACUAUCAAGAGGGAAAUAUACCUUCAUGCGCAGAUCUCAAUGACAAGAUCCUUUAUACAAAAUGUUUCAAAUAAGAGAAAGGAUUUAAACCUGAAGAGAACCAGGAUUAACUUCUUAAAAGAUGAACAUUUGUUGUUCUAUUCUAAAUUAAUCUUCUUCAGGAUACAAGUGCUGUCAGUGACAACAUUCAGCAACAAUUGUUCUAAAGCAUCACAUAAUUUGUGCUGCUUUAGCCCACACUGUGGAAGUAUGAUAAAUAUUGACCGAUAGUCCCUCACUGUGCUAUUCUUAUGCUCAAAAGCAGGUUGCCUGUUUCAAAUUAAGAUAACAAAAUAGUUCUGAAGAAAGUAGAACAGGCAUGCUAAUAUGAAAAAUGAUAAUAAAUGCAUUUCUUAAAA
Molecule: messenger RNA, 1947 nt
Organism: Pantherophis guttatus
Lineage: Eukaryota; Metazoa; Chordata; Lepidosauria; Squamata; Colubridae
Gene: UBLCP1
Product: ubiquitin like domain containing CTD phosphatase 1
Biological process (GO): protein dephosphorylation; regulation of proteasome assembly
Cellular component (GO): nucleus
Molecular function (GO): protein serine/threonine phosphatase activity; protein binding
Source: RefSeq, a predicted model, not a curated record